Messenger RNA from Oryzias melastigma (Indian medaka), 2792 nucleotides. RefSeq names its product RGM domain family, member D (gene rgmd). The transcript is spliced from 5 exons. Gene Ontology annotation, cellular component: plasma membrane. The coding region runs from base 194 to 2152 and encodes 652 amino acids. The record is from RefSeq and is a predicted model, not a curated record. Gene Ontology annotation, biological process: BMP signaling pathway. Gene Ontology annotation, molecular function: coreceptor activity. Lineage: Eukaryota; Metazoa; Chordata; Actinopteri; Beloniformes; Adrianichthyidae.
GCUCCGGAGCUGCAGGUUGCAGGUGGACUCCUGGUCUAACCUGCGGCCUCUCGUCCAUAAAUCACCUGAAAGCUGCUGGCGUCCUGAAGCCAGCGCUGACUCAGCAGAGCAUGAUCGCUCUUGUCUGCAGAUUCUCUUCUGCUUUACCACUGAGCGUGGAAGAGGCCCAGGGCAGUUCGUUUGGAGGAUCAGGAUGGGGCUCUGCUGGGGGCUCGGCUGCACCCACGUCAAUCAGUGCAGGAAUGAUGGAAGCUUUCCAAACCGCACACGUGGCUGUAAGCCUGAAACGUCUGAUCGGAUCGUCCCGUCGCUGUUUGCAGAAGCACGGCGUGUGAUUGUGUUUCAGUGGUUUUUUCCGUCCAACAAAAGCGUCGACUUCUGUCCUCCGAGCCGCAGCGCCCUGCCCAGAUAUGUGGGAAUUAGGCCGCAUCACUCACUAGCGUCCCGCUCUGAUCAAAGCGCCGAGCGGCCGAACGGACAGCUGUCGUCAUGCGCCUCCAAUGGCUAUCGGGCCGCGCCGCCGCAGCGCUCAGUCGGCCGGCUGGAGCUGUCGCGGGAGCCCGGCUGGGAGAUUCGGGCUGCAGAGCUGACCUCAGACCGUUUCAGGUGUUUCCACGCGGGAACUCUGAGGACAUGUUUCCGGACAGCUCACUGCCAGCAGUGUCGGAUCAAGAGGUGUAACACGGACUACGUGGCGUCCACGUCUGCGGCCGGCGGCCUCCAGGAGGAGGCGUCGGUGGACUACUGCCCCGCCCUGCGGGCGUACGCCCUCUGCACGAGGCGCCAGGGGUGCAGCUGCCGCGGCGACCUGGUCUACCACUCCGCCGUCUUCCGCAUUAAGGAGUUAUUCUCCAAACACAACUGCUCCAGCGACGGGCCCGGCUCGCCCGCCAAAGCCCCCAGCACCACCCGGCCGGCGGUCCACAGCCAGGGUCUGUCCACCACUUUUCUAGAUGCUCACUGCCAGCAGUGCCGGAUCCAGAGGUGCAACGCCAACUACGUGGCGUCCACGUCUGCGGCCGGCGGCCUUCAGGAGGACGUGUCGGUGGGCGUGGACUACUGCAUCGCCCUGCGGGCGUACGCCCUGUGCGUGAAGCGGCAGGCCCGCAGCUGCCGCGGCGACCUGGUCUACCACUCCGCCGUCUUCCCCAUCAAGGAGUUAUUCUCCAAGCACAACUGCUCCAGCGAUGGCCCCACCUCCUUCGCCAAAGCUCCCAGCACGAGCCGGCCGGCCGCCGCCGAGCUCUGCAACUACGAGAGCCGGGUCCUGACGUCCGGCGCCGCUCAGCAGAAGAAGUACGCUCACUGUGGAUUAUUCGGAGAUCCGCAUCUACGGACUUUCCGGGAUGAGUUUCAGACCUGCAAGGUGGAGGGGGCGUGGCCACUGAUCGACAACCGCUUCCUGUCGGUGCAGGUGACCAAUGUCCCGGUUGUCCUGGGCUCCAGCGCCACAGCGACCAGCAAGAUCACCGUCAUCUUCAAGUCGUACAUCGGCUGCUCGGAUCAGAAGGUGUACCAGGCCACCACGGACGACCUGCCGCUGGCGUUCCAGGACGGGACUCGCAGUGGCGGCGAGAGCGGCAGCCUGAGCGUCUGGGAGCGGGGCGGCUCCGGGGCGGGGCGGCAGGUGAGGAUCCAGGCCCGUUACAUCGGCACCUCCAUCAUCAUCCGGCGGGUGGGCAGCUACCUGACCUUCGCCAUCCGCAUGCCCGAGGACACGCUGGACUUCUCUGAGGACGGCGGCGGCGGCCUGCAGCUGUGCCUGCACGGCUGUCCCCAAAACGAGCUCAUCAAAGAGCACACCGUCAGCCGCCAGCGCCCCCGCCUGCCGCCGGGCGCCAACGCCCAGCCGGGACCGCCGCGGCCUCCCCCCCAGGCCUACACGGUGGAGCGGGCCACCGCCAAGUGCAGAGAGGCGCUGCAGGUGGAGGACGUGUACUUCCAGUCCUGCGUGUUCGACCUGCUGACCACCGGCGACCCCGAGUUCUCCAUGGCGGCCUACGGCGCCCUGGAGGACCUGAAGGCGCUGCCGCCCAGUAAGCUGAAGCAGAACCCCCCCAGGACUCCUCCCGAUCCCAGCAGGGGGGCGUCGGGGCCGCUGGCGGCGGCGCCCGGCCUCCUGCUGGCGCCGCUCUGCGUCCUGCUGCUGUAGAAGACGGAGAUCGUCGGCUGGAGACGUUUGAAGGAUUCAGGAUUCAUUCCGUGUUUCCAACCACAGACGGUCAGGGGGAUCAUGGGAAAUUCUGCCCUUUCAGCGAACUGGUCUCAACAUUUCCUGUGGUCAGGACUUCCUCUGGACCGGAGGAGCGUCGGAGGUCACUUCUAUCGCGGUUUGGGUCGUGUGAGUUCGUAAGGAUGCUGCUGUGGCUCAAGAAGGUCGAACGCCACAGAAGUCGUGACAGUAUUAACCCUUUUGUCUCCGUCCUCCUCGCCGGACGCUCGCCGCUCCUGAUGCUUUUAUUGUGAAGGUUCUUCUUCAGGAUCCAACAACUGUUUGCAGAAACUACCUAAACUCCCAGCAUUCACUUCCUGUCCGAGUCGCUCUUCAGGCUGUUUGGUUUCCAGUUUAAAGGUGAAAAAGUCAAAUAAUAAUAAUAAUAUAUUAAGAGUGUAUAUAUAUGUUUUAUAACGUGUACAUUUUCCUUUUGUAUAGAUGUUUAAAUGUGUUUUUAUUGCUGUUUAGUUGAUGAACUAAUUUGUGUUGUUUCAUUACUGUUGUGUAUUAAAGUGUCGGACGCUCCACACCAGCAUCUCAGAGACGUCUUUUUAAAUAAAGCUGCUCAAACAUCAAA